GCAUGUUUUUUGCUCAGCAAAGCCUCAGCUGCCUUGGCAUUAGGACACAGCUACUGAAGACAGUUUAUCCUGUAAGAUUCUUCAGAUUUUCGACCUCUGCAACAAUGGCCUUCAAGCACAAAAACGCAAAACGAAUCGAAGGGCUUGAUGUCAAUGUAUGGGUUGAAUUUACUAAGGUGGCUGCAGACCCCUCAAUUGUUAAUCUUGGUCAAGGCCUUCCAGAUAUAUCCCCUCCUAGCUAUGUUAAAGAAGAGCUAGCCAAGGCAGCAGCAGUUGAUAGGCUGAACCAGUACACACGUGGCUUUGGCCAUCCAUUGCUGGUGAAAGCCUUGUCCCAGGUAUAUGAGAAUGUUUGUGGAAGGAAGAUUGACCCUUACACAGACAUCUUGGUGACAGUGGGAGGAUAUGGAUCUCUGUUUAGUGCAAUACAGGGGUUAAUUGAAGAGGGAGAUGAAGUGAUAAUAAUAGAGCCAUUUUUUGACUGUUAUGAGCCCAUGGUGAAGAUGGCAGGAGGAAAACCUGUUUUUAUCCCAUUGAGAUAUAAAACUGUUGUUGGGAACUCUGCAUCUAGUGCUGAUUGGGUCUUAGAUCCCACUGAACUUGCAAGUAAAUUUAAUUCCAGAACAAAAGCUAUCAUACUGAAUACUCCUCACAACCCUAUAGGCAAGGUAUUUACCAAAGAAGAACUCCAGGUAAUAGCUGAUCUCUGUAUUAAACAUGACACCCUGUGCUUCAGUGAUGAGGUAUAUGAAUGGCUGGUGUACAAAGGAAAUAAACACAUUAAAAUAGCUACACUGCCAGGCAUGUGGGAGAGAACAAUAACUAUAGGAAGUGCUGGAAAGACGUAUAGUGUCACUGGCUGGAAGCUUGGAUGGUCCAUUGGUCCACAGCAUUUGAUAAAACAUUUGCAAGUUGUUCAGCAGAAUACGCUGUAUACAUGCCCAACUCCGUUACAGGAGGCGUUGGCACAAGCACUUUGGAUCGACUUUAAACGCAUGGAUGACCCAGACUGCUACUUUUACUCGCUGUCUCGAGAGUUGGAAGGCAAGCGUAAUCGGAUGGCUCAGCUACUCCAAGAAGUUGGAUUGAAACCUGUCAUUCCAGAUGGAGGAUACUUCAUGAUUGUUGAUGUUUCUGCACUCAAUGUGGAUCUGUCUGAUAUGGAGGCGAAUCAACAUUAUGAUUAUAAAUUUGUGAAAUGGAUGAUAAAAUCUAAGAAACUGUCAGCAAUUCCUCUUACAGCAUUCUGUGGCCCAGAGACCAAAAAGCAGUUUGAGAAAUAUAUACGUUUUUGCUUCAUCAAACAAGACAGCACACUGGAUGCAGCUGAGGUGAUCCUGAAGAACUGGAAUAAACCUACAUCUUGAUUUUUAUAUUUGUAUUAGUUAUUCCAUCUGGUAUAAUUAUUUUAUACAUAGGUAUUUCAUUAUACCAUUAAA
Molecule: messenger RNA, 1439 nt
Organism: Emys orbicularis (European pond turtle)
Lineage: Eukaryota; Metazoa; Chordata; Testudines; Emydidae
Gene: KYAT3
Product: kynurenine aminotransferase 3
Exons: 13
Coding region: 3-1367 (454 amino acids)
Biological process (GO): biosynthetic process
Cellular component (GO): cytoplasm; mitochondrion
Molecular function (GO): pyridoxal phosphate binding; L-kynurenine:2-oxoglutarate transaminase activity
Source: RefSeq, a predicted model, not a curated record